AAGAUGCGAUAAUCUAGGCCCAACCAACGGAACAGGCCGCAUUGAUUUCUUCGCAAUUCUGCUGUUUCAGUAUGCCUAUUCCGAAAAGCUCACCGUCAUCUGGCCAAACCCCCAAAAAGCAGCAGACAAUCUCAAGUUUCUUCACCCCCAAAUGCUCAGCUCCUCCAGCAGUGAAAGCCGAUAAAGCCCCCUCCGGAGAUGCUUUGCGAAGUGCUGGGCCCAACGGGCAAUUGAAUAGCGACAGCUUGUUUUUAAGUGAUGACGAAGAGCCACCACUUUCGGGCAGCCGCCGUCAAAAUUCGGCCUCAAAACGAGGCCCAAACCGAGACAGCGAUGACCUUAACUAUACAGAUGAUGACGAUACUUCUGAACCACCGGCGAAAAGAUCCAAGGCUCUUAAAGACACAGUGACAAAUCUAGUCCCGACAAGUCAUGACCGUGAAAAUGCAAGCUCCCGGCAACACCAUCAUUCUCAUACAGCACAAAAGCUCAACAAAUCGGAUCGAACUUCGAAAUACCUUUUCUCCAGUUCCCCCGUUCCCGCUCCCACAGAAGCAGAAGAUGGAAAGGUUCAGGCCGAAAAAGAUAGACUGCAUCGGAAAUUUAUAAAGAAGCUUGGCCGGCCAGAUAGCUUUGCCGAAUUAAGGAGAAGAAAUCGGAUCAUCGAUGAAGACGGUGGAGGAACAGAGGCCGCAGAGGGCGAAGAGGACGAAGACGAAGCGCCUGCAGAGAAACCAAAAGCAAAACGAGGUGGUUCUGGAAAGGGUGCAUCGAGCAAAUUGACGCCUAUGGAGCGGCAAGUCAUCGAGAUAAAGAAGAAACACAUGGACACGAUUCUUGUCGUUGAGGUUGGAUACAAAUUCAGGUUUUUUGGCGAAGAUGCGCGCAUUGCUGCAAAGGAAUUGUCUAUCGUUUGUAUACCUGGGAAGAUGCGGUUCGACGAGCACCCGUCCGAAGCACACCUGGAUCGGUUCGCCUCAGCGAGUAUUCCUGUACACCGUCUCCAUGUUCAUGUCAAACGACUAGUUGCUGCUGGUCAUAAAGUUGGAGUUGUCCGGCAAUUGGAGACUGCUGCUCUGAAGGCCGCAGGCGACAAUCGGAACGCCCCAUUUGUAAGAAAGCUCACCAAUCUUUAUACCAAGGGCACUUACAUCGACGAUAUUGAGGGACUGGGCGAGUCUGUGGAUGGGCCAUCUGGAGGAGCUCCGGCAUCUGGUCAUCUAUUGUGUAUCACCGAAACCAAUGCCAAAGGCUGGGGAACGGAUGAAAAGGUUCAUGUUGGAAUCAUAGCAGUGCAACCAGCUACAGGAGACGUCAUAUAUGAUGACUUUGAGGACGGAUUUAUGAGAAGCGAAAUUGAAACCCGACUUCUGCAUAUCUCGCCCUGCGAGUUUUUAAUUGUAGGUGAGCUUUCCAAAGCCACCGAAAAGCUCGUUCAUCACCUAUCAGGAAGCAAAUCCAAUGUAUUCGGCGAUCGCAUUCGUGUUGAAAGAGUUGGAAAGCCGAAGACCGUGGCUGCUCAAUCAUACAGUCAUGUAGCGAAAUUUUAUGCCGGCAAGAUGAAGUCAUCCAGCUCCGAAGCGGAUUCCUCUGCGAGCACUCUUCUAGAUAAAGUCCUCGCCCUUUCUGAGCCUGUCACUAUAUGUCUCUCUGCGAUGAUUACCCACCUAACCGACUAUGGCCUCGAGCACGUCUUCGAUCUGACCAAAUAUUUUCAGUCAUUCAGUGCUCGCUCACACAUGCUUCUGAAUGGAAACACUCUUACAAGUCUGGAACUUUACAAAAACCAGACAGAUAACAAUGAGAAGGGAAGCUUGUUUUGGGCGUUAGAUCGAACUCAGACGCGGUUCGGCCAACGUCUUCUGAGGAAGUGGGUUGGUCGGCCUUUGCUGGAUAAAGGAAAAUUGGAGGAGAGAGUGGCCGCUGUAGAAGAGCUUCUGGAAGGUAACCAAAGUGCCGCCGUCGAAAAGCUAAAAGGGUUGCUUUCAAGGACGAAGAGUGAUCUUGAGAAAAGUUUAAUAAGAAUAUAUUACGGAAAGUGCACCCGUCAUGAGCUUCUGACCGUGCUCCAGACGCUGCAGCGAAUAGCGGACGAAUUUGGCCAUGUCAAAUCCCCAGAGAAUGCUGGAUUUAAGUCAGAUAUUAUCAGCAAAGCUAUUGCAAAUCUUCCAGUGAUAUCUGAAGUUAUUGUCGGCUUCUUAGAGAAGAUCAACCCGGAGGCCGCCAAGAACGAUGACAAAUAUUCCUUUUUCCGUGAAAAUGAGGAAACGGAAGAUAUUACAGAACACAAGAUGGGAAUCGCCGGAGUUGAGCAUGAGCUUGACGACCAUCGAGCUGUUGCUGCUGAAAAGGUGGGCAAACGGAAAGUUGACUAUGUGACAGUAGCUGGCAUCGAGUACCUUAUAGAAAUGGACAAUACCCAGCUUAAAAAGGUGCCCGCUUCGUGGGUCAAAGUCAGUGGCACGAAGAAAGUCUCUCGGUUUCAUACGCCCGAGGUCACUCGUCUUAUACGAGAGCGCGAUCAGCACAAGGAAUCCUUGGCUGCAGCUUGCGAUGCUGCCUUUUCAUCAUUGCUCAGAGAUAUUUCCUUGCGCUAUCAAGACCUUCGGGAUUGUAUUCAAUCACUGGCCACCCUUGAUUGCUUAGUCUCUCUGGCCGAGGUUGCUGGUCAGCCAGGCUACGUGAAGCCAGAAUAUACAGACGACGCCUGCGUCUGCGUUAAAGAAGGCCGUCAUCCUAUGGUUGAGCAACUUUUGCUCGAAAGCUAUGUUCCUAAUGAUAUUGACCUUUCAUCCCAUGCCACUCGUGCGCUUCUCAUCACCGGACCCAAUAUGGGUGGUAAAUCAAGCUACGUUCGUCAAGUAGCUCUGAUUUCCAUCAUGGGUCAAAUAGGAUCAUAUGUUCCUGCCUCUUACGCCAAGCUCGGCAUGCUGGAUGCCGUAUUUACAAGGAUGGGUGCGUUCGACAAUAUGAUGGCCGGAGAGUCAACAUUCAUGGUAGAACUCUCGGAAACUUCAGAUAUUCUGAAGCAAGCAACAUCGCGGUCCCUUGUCAUUCUCGAUGAGCUUGGUCGCGGAACCUCAACCCACGAUGGUGUUGCUAUUGCUCAAGCAGUCCUUGAUUACAUUGUUCGCGAGACCAAGAGCCUAACUCUGUUCAUCACCCAUUAUCAGAGUCUAAGUACCUUGACUCGAGGGUUUCCUGAUGGCGAGCUAAAGAAUGUGCAUAUGAAAUUCACUGAGAGGGGCGAAGACGGUCGCGAUAUUACCUUUCUUUAUGAAAUUGGUGAGGGUGUCGCCCAUCGAUCGUAUGGUUUGAAUGUUGCUCGUUUAGCCAACGUGCCUAGUUCGGUAUUGGAGCUUGCCGCUGUUAAAUCUAAGGAAUUGGAAGAAAAUGUAAAGGACAAGACGUUCUCCAAUAUUUCGACGCUCUUGCAAAAUGUAAUGGCAGAAUCCGCCAGUGAUCACUUUGAGCAACUUGUUACCGGUAUUGAUCAGCUUUGAUUGUAAUGGUUCAAGCCACUUCUAGACUUUCGGUGUUUUCUGAGUUCAUAAUCUACGGGCAUGCAUUCUGUACUCCCAGAUAUCUGUAUGCUACAUCGAGCAAAAAGGCGUUUGUUUCAUGCUCACUGGUCUGCAUUUUACGUCUCUUUUUGGGUUAGACAUGAGCAUUAUCAGCAUAGUGGAGGGGAGUCUCGAUUUUCACUCAACAUUCUUUAGAUUUUCGGGAGUCGGGACCAAGGAUAUUUUCCUUUUGGAGUGGCAUGUACUUUGCAUAAAAGCCAAAUUCUUUCUCUAGUACCGUUCGCAAUUUGGCCUAUCACUUCUCUCCCAACAAGUGAAAUCGAAGUCGCAGUUCCUUCUUGUAACAGAACUGCUUAAGUGCUUGUUGAAGAUAAGCGGU
Molecule: messenger RNA, 3903 nt
Organism: Xylona heveae TC161
Lineage: Eukaryota; Fungi; Ascomycota; Xylonomycetes; Xylonales; Xylonaceae
Product: DNA mismatch repair protein-like protein msh3
Exons: 7
Coding region: 72-3503 (1143 amino acids)
Biological process (GO): mismatch repair; mitotic recombination
Cellular component (GO): nucleus
Molecular function (GO): ATP binding; mismatched DNA binding; ATP-dependent DNA damage sensor activity
Source: RefSeq, a predicted model, not a curated record